This is a messenger RNA of Arachis duranensis, 423 nucleotides long. RefSeq lists its product as uncharacterized. Lineage: Eukaryota; Viridiplantae; Streptophyta; Magnoliopsida; Fabales; Fabaceae. The record is from RefSeq and is a predicted model, not a curated record. The transcript has a single exon. The coding region runs from base 1 to 423 and encodes 140 amino acids.
AUGGAGUGCUAUGGUAGGAUGGGCAAGGCAAACAGUUUGUCUCCAAAUGAAAGUGAAAAUGAGUUAGGCCUUUCAAACAACGACGUUGUUGACGAGGAUGACUUAAGAAAGGUUGAGUUGUUGUCGGAUGAUGAUGGUCGUGAAUAUGGAGAUGUGACUGGGUUAAGUGCAGAUGAUAUAAUGAAAAAGGUGUUUCGAAGUAAAGAGCGUGCAUAUGAGUUUUAUUGUAGGGUAGGAAAAUGCAAUGGAUUUGGGUCCCGUAAGGGAGACUAUGCAAAGGAUGAAGAUGGGACUGUAGUGAGAAGGAGGUUCUUCUGUAAUAGGGCUGGCCUAAGGGAUGGGAAACACUACAAUAGACUAGACAGGAAGAGAUGCCAUAGGCCUAAGACACGCACGAAUUGCCAAGCCUUGAUGUUUGUAUAA